Messenger RNA from Gongylonema pulchrum, 263 nucleotides. Lineage: Eukaryota; Metazoa; Nematoda; Chromadorea; Rhabditida; Gongylonematidae. The record is from the annotation of a GenBank genome assembly.
AUGUGCGACGCAAAACGUCGAGGUGGACCGUCUCCUCAGAGAAAGUCACCCUUCUUAGUUAUUGAUAACGCCGAUCUACAUGAUCAGUUGCAAAGAGCUGCGAUAGUGCAUGAGGAGCUGGAACUGCAAAUGAUGGAGCUGCAGGAGCGGUACACAGAAGUGGUCUGCUCGUUACGUGAUGCCGAAGAAGAGCUUGGAACGUAUCGGCAAAAACAAUCCGCAUACAGGUCGCGUUUUUGGUUUCGCUGCAUUUGCGUUUAAUC